Batrachochytrium dendrobatidis JAM81 is the source of this 486-nucleotide messenger RNA. RefSeq lists its product as uncharacterized. Bases 1 to 486 code for a protein of 161 amino acids. The record is from RefSeq and is a predicted model, not a curated record. NCBI's taxonomy places the organism in Eukaryota, Fungi, Chytridiomycota, Chytridiomycetes, Rhizophydiales. The transcript has a single exon.
AUGUAUAUGAUACAUACUCUACUUGUCAUUGCAAUGGCUUAUUCAUAUACUGCAGCCUAUCCUCCUAGAUCAACUCCAACUAUAUAUGCAGAUUCCUCACUAGCCAACAAUCAGGCCAAUUCGACAUCUGGAACAUUCAGUCCAGCUCAAGGCAAAAGACGCAUGCUUUCUCGUGAAAUAACACCACCAGAUACCGAUCGAACAGUGACAAAUCGUAUUAGGUGUCCUACACCACUUUCAGAGUCUUUUGCAGCUCAAAUGAAUCUUACGCCAGCAAAGAUUGCCGAGAUUCGCCAACAAGAGCAAAAGCAAUGCGAGUUUAUUCAAUUUGUUAACCAAUUCUAUCCUUCCUAUGUGUCUACAGGUGCACUCCAACCCAAAGACAACAAGGUUUUUCAUGCUGUAGGGGAGCAAGAAAAGGCAAUGAGUUUGGCUCAAACAGAUGCUCUGAUUUCGCAGUUUGAAGAAUUCCAAAAGUUUGGAUAA